This is a messenger RNA of Prunus avium (sweet cherry), 618 nucleotides long. NCBI's taxonomy places the organism in Eukaryota, Viridiplantae, Streptophyta, Magnoliopsida, Rosales, Rosaceae. The record is from RefSeq and is a predicted model, not a curated record.
AUGAGAAAAAAGGCUCCCAACAUCGCCGGCUUGUUGCCGAUUUUGAUGGAGAAAAAUCUGAUAGCGGAGACAGGGUCAAGUUCCAGAGCCAUAGAAUUGGACCAUAUUCAGGAGGAGAUUGAGGAGGUGUCUGCCGUUCCGGAAGCGAAGGAGAAGAAGAAGUGCAGAAAUGCUUUGAGGAAGGGGUCGGAAGGUGAAGAGGUUCGAGCUAUACAAGAAGAAUUGCAAAAACUAGGAUUUUACUCGGGUGAGGAAGACAUGGAGUUUUCCAGCUUCUCAAGCGGGACCGAACGUGCUGUCAAGACUUGGCAAGUAACCUCCUUAGACGCCCUUCAAGAUGGCAUAGUGACUGCAGAACUUCUUGAACAAUUAUAUACGGUGGCACAAAUUGAGGGUCUGGAUAACAAAGGGCGUACUCUGACUGCUACACAAAAGUGCCAAUAUAUCAUUCCUCGCUUGGAACUGAACAUAAUGGUUUGGAAGAUACAAAUGGAGCUGCAGCCUGCAGUUACUUCUGCAACAGAAAUUUCAGAGGUCCAGCAAACACUUGUGAAAGAAGGUGUUACAGAAGUAGAGGUAUCUGAGCAUCGUGUUUUUCUCCUUGGAGAGAACCGCUAG